AUGGAGACCUUGGAUCCCACCCAGCAUCCCCAUCGAAGGUUCAAUCCCCUCACGCAUGAGUGGGUUAUCUGUUCGCCUCACCGUAAUAAUCGACCAUGGCAAGGUCAAGUCGAAGCAGCUGAGCAGACUCAGUUCCCGUCCUACGACCCGAAAUGUUAUCUGUGUCCCAACAACACCCGGGCCGGUGGCCAGCUCACUGAAAAUUAUACCUCAACAUACUUUUUCGAAAACGACUUUGCUGCUGUAAAUGAUUUGGAAGUUUCUCAAAAAUGCGCCCCAGAUUCGGAUCCGCUGCGCAUGGUGCUUCAUCGAACCGAACCUGCUCGAGGAAAAUGCUACGUGAUCUGCUACAACCCGCGUCAUGACUUGACUAUGGCUGAGCUUACCCCAGAAGAAAUCUUACCGAUCAUCAAAGCGUGGAUCGAGCUAUAUUCUAAAAUCAAAAGAGAGCAGCCAUUUAUUAAGUACAUCCAAAUAUUUGAAAACAAAGGCGCAAUGAUGGGCUGCUCCAACCCACAUCCUCACGGACAAGUCUGGGCUCUGUCGUACAUUCCGACCAUCCCGACGAAAGUCUUGAAAUCGCAAGAAGACUUUGCCAGCUCGACCAUCAAUGUUCCUGGUUCGGCCCGACUUGAAGAUGGCCGGCCGAGUCUGCUGUUGUCCUAUGCCCAUUCGGAGCUGUACCCAGAACACUCAGCUCGUGUUCUUCAUCGCUCUGAGUUCUUCGUGGCAGUGGUCCCCUUCUGGGCCACUUGGCCUUUCGAAGUGCUCGUCCUGCCCCACUCUCACCACAUACCCAGGCUUCUCGACCUGCCUCCUCAGGCCGAUCUUGACCUUGCAAGGGUCCUUUCCCAUGUUACGCGCGCAUACAACAAUCUUUUUCGAUGUAGCUUCCCUUACAGCAUGGCUAUAUUCCAAGCUCCUCCUCACGCUGAAGCCUCCGUCGCCCAACUCCAUAUUUCAUUCUGCCCUCCGCUGUUGCGCUCCGCAAGCAUUCGGAAAUUUCUGGUCGGAUUCGAGAUGUUCGGGGAAGCUCAACGAGAUCUGACACCUGAAUUAGCCGCUGAGAAGUUGCGGGCAGCAGCGCUUCAACCGUAUUUUAGAUAG
Messenger RNA from Puccinia triticina, 1107 nucleotides. RefSeq lists its product as uncharacterized. Gene Ontology annotation, cellular component: cytoplasm. The transcript has 8 exons. Gene Ontology annotation, biological process: beta-D-galactose catabolic process via UDP-galactose, Leloir pathway. The record is from RefSeq and is a predicted model, not a curated record. Lineage: Eukaryota; Fungi; Basidiomycota; Pucciniomycetes; Pucciniales; Pucciniaceae. Gene Ontology annotation, molecular function: UDP-glucose:hexose-1-phosphate uridylyltransferase activity; zinc ion binding. Bases 1 to 1107 code for a protein of 368 amino acids.